ACUUAUUAGGUGUCUGAGGAUCUGAGAUAGAAUUGUGGUGUUAUUAGUCACUUUAGAGCAAAUUUCCAUGAGCUUUUAUUACCCCUACUCAAACCCCACUUGCAGUUGCCACUUUGGAAAUUAUUAGGAGCUUCGCGCCACGGCGCCCAACCCAUAAUAAUUGCUGGUGAAUAAUCUUAGAAGAUCACGAGACUUGUUGAUGAGAUGGGACCCACAAGGAAUGGUUGUGAUUGCACUUGGGCCAAACUCCAGAAUUUCCUUUGAGUUUACCAUAUAUCAGGGAGUAAAGUUUCUAAAGAUGAUAAUUAGGGGAGGACAAUGGGAAAAGAAAUGUGAAAUGAAGAAAAGUAGAAUACUGCUCAAGUGUCGGACAAAACUUCCACAAAUAGCCUUUAGAUAUGGAGUAUUCAGUGAAUCAGAUUAAGUUUACCAUAUAUCAGGGAGUAAAGUUUCUAAAGAUGAUAAUUAGGGGAGGACAAUGGGAAAAGAAAUGUGAAAUGAAGAAAAGUAGAAUACUGCUCAAGUGUCAGACAAAACUUCCACAAAUAGCCUUUAGAUAUGGAGUAUUCAGUGAAUCAGAUUACUCCAAUCCUCUUUAAUCCUUCCCCAGAUGGCUCCCUUUUUUUAUUGCUGAAUGAGUGAAUGUCAAUAAAGGAUUUCAGUUUCUGGGCUUUGAACUUGGAUGUUUGAAAGCUUGUAAUCCUCAAAAAGCGUGGCUCUUUAUUACCGGGAGGAAAGUUGAUAAGAGGCCCAGUAGAGUUGAAUAGAGAACUAAGGAGAAUUUGUUUUUAUAUUAGUGGAUUGCCAGUGUUUGGGUCUAGUAUCAUGCUGAAUUAGUUCUUACAAACUAGAUGAUCAUGGAUCAGAACUAUAGGGAUUUAUGUGGCCCAACGUCUGGAAUCAUACUUAACAAACAAGCUAUUCCAUUGUUCCCGGGUCCGAAUCUGAUCAACAAUGUGAGAGUUAGUAAUAAGUUUUUAACUGGAAGUCAUGCUGAUGUCGUACCAGUUUCUAGCCAUUUGAAUUUUGAUGCCCAAGUCCAAUCAGCUGAAGGCGAUGCUCCUGAGGAUCUCGAUUUUAGUGAUGUGGUGCUCAAGUAUAUAAACCAUAUCCUCAUGGAAGAGGAUGUGGAAGAGAAAGCCUGCAUGUUUCAAGAGUCUGCAGCUCUUCAAGCUGCAGAAAGAUCGUUCUACGAGGUUAUUGGGGAGAAAUAUCCUGCUUCCGCAGAUUAUCAGCAUGUGCCAAAGUUAGAUCAUAGUUUUGAGAACCCUGAUGAAAAGAUUUUUGUAGUAUCAAAUGAUUGCUGUGGUUCUGGUGACAUGGAAACACUUUGUCCUGAUUGGAAUUCUGAUCAUAACUGGAAUAGGUUUUAUGGACAUUGUGACACUGUCGAUGUCGUCUCAACUUCUCAAUCAUCCUAUAGUUCAUCAAGCAGCAGUGGUACCAUCAAAGAGGGUCCAAUAGAUUCUCCAGUGAGUACCCUUAGAAUUCCUGAUAUUUUUACUGAUGGUCAGUCGGCUAUUCAAUUUAAGAAGGGGGUAGAAGAAGCAAGCAAAUUUCUUCCUAAUGGCAGUAAUUUAAUUGUUGAUUUGGGGUAUGACGAGCUGUCAGUAAAGGAGCAGAAGGAAGGCUCUGCUAGUCUGAUAGUUAAGGUGGAAAAGAAAACUGCAAAUGAGGAGUUUGUUGAUGGAUCCAGGGGGAAGAAGAAUCCCUAUCAGGAGAGCAUGAGUUUGCACGACGAAAGGAGUAACAAACAAUCAGCAGUUUAUACUGAAUCAACUGUGAGUCCAGACAUGUUUGAUAAGGUACUUCUGUGCAGCGGAGGAAAAAAUGAAUCUGACCUACGUAAAGCAUUGAAUGAAGUAACUAAAAGCACUCCACUGAACGAUCAGUCAAAGGGAUCUAAUGGUGGGAAAAGUGGUGCUAAGAAAAAGGGCGGCAAAAGGAAUGUGGUUGAUAUGAGAACUCUGUUGACCCUUUGUGCACAAGCUGUUGCAGCUGAUGACCGCAGGACGGCAAAUGAGUUUUUGAAGCAGAUUAGACAGCAUGCUACUCCAACAGGAGACGGAAUGCAGAGACUUGCCCAUUACUUUGCUGAUGGGCUUGAGGCACGUAUGGCUGGAUCUGGGACUCAGAUAUAUACAUCCCUUAUUAAUAUGCCUACGUCUGCAGCUGACAUCUUGAAAGCCUAUCAUAUAUAUCUUGCCACCUGUCCGUUUAGGAAGAUCUCCAAUUUCUUCUCGAAUAAGACCAUUAUGAAUGUGGCUGAGAAAGUCACAAAGCUCCAUAUUAUUGAUUUCGGUAUUCUCUAUGGUUUCCAGUGGCCUUGUUUUUUACAACGUCUCUCAUCUAGACCUGGUGGACCCCCCAAACUUCGUGUUACUGGAAUCGAUCUUCCAUGUCCAGGUUUUCGACCAUCAGAAAGGGUUGAAGAGACAGGGAGGCGCUUGGCUAGUUACGCUGAGACUUUUAAAGUUCCUUUUGAAUUCAAUGCUAUAGCUCAGAAGUGGGAAACAAUUAAACUUGAAGAUCUUAAGAUCAAGGAGGAUGAGCUGCUUGUGGUGAACUGUCUUUAUAGAUUUAGGAAUCUGCUAGAUGAAACUGUGAUAGUAAACAGUCCUAGAAAUAUUGUUUUGAAUCUUAUCAGGAAGAUGAAUCCUGCUGUUUUUGUGCUGGGAGUGGUGAAUGGUGCGUAUAAUGCCCCCUUCUUCAUUACAAGAUUCCGCGAGGCACUGUUUCAUUAUUCAUCCUUCUUUGAUAUGCUUGAUGCCAAUAUUCCCCGAGAAAUUCAUGAGAGAAUGUUGCUCGAAAAAACAGUAUUUGGGCGGGAGGCGAUGAACGUCAUUGCAUGUGAGGCUGCUGAGAGGAUAGAGAGGCCAGAAACGUACAAGCAAUGGCAGGUUCGGAAUAUGAGGGCUGGCUUUGAGCAGCUUCCUUUAGACAAGGAGAUAAUGAGAAUUGCAAGAGACAGAGUUAAGUCCUACCAUAAAGAUUUCGUGAUCGAUGAAGAUGGUCACUGGUUGUUGCAGGGGUGGAAGGGACGAAUUGUAUAUGCACUUUCUUCUUGGACGCCAGUUUAUUGAAGGUAAUUCAUUGUGGCAUGAAGAAAGGCCUGAUCACCAGCUAUGGGCCAUGCUGGCUUCUGCAUCACUUGUAGGAUAUGAACAACUUCUCCGUUGAUAACUGAGGUACUGAUCCAUUUGUAGACAUGAAUAUUUUACUGAAACCCAAAAUGUAUUUUAGUUAUGUAUAGAAGUUUUUUCAUUCAGUAUUUUGUUUAGUUAGUGCAUGAAGAAUAAGUAAUGUCUUUUAAGAAUGCUCAUAUGGCUGAUCUGAUGUAUUGGAAGCAAAUUUGCGGAUCCUUAUAUUUCAUGCAUUAGACUGACGUCAA
Messenger RNA from Sesamum indicum (sesame), 3391 nucleotides. RefSeq names its product scarecrow-like protein 14. Lineage: Eukaryota; Viridiplantae; Streptophyta; Magnoliopsida; Lamiales; Pedaliaceae. The record is from RefSeq and is a predicted model, not a curated record.